AUUGCCUCGGCAACGCGAACUUUCUGCGAGGAAGAGAAGGGGCGUGCUGAGAGACGACUCUCUCCCUCUCUCCCUCCCNUCCCUCCCUCCCUCCCUCCUAACACCGAGAAGGAGAAAAAAUUAAUGUAAAUCUACCGAUCUGACCCCGACACGCACCUUCUGAAUGCUCGAUCACAUAGCUUAGACGCCAUUCGAUCUGCCCUGAUUUUCUUUGUCCUAGAUUUCCUGUCUCAUUGGAUUUUCAUAAAUAUCUGGAUUAAUCUGAUCUUCUGAUAUUUUGGUCCAUACCGCCGAAUUCCUAUUUCUAUUUUUAACCUUUGGGAUUCUCUAAAUCCGAUCGAGAACGUUUGGAUCGGGUUUAAAUGGCAGCUUCUCGACGCCUCCGGGACCUGCAAUCGCAACCAGGCAACAAGAUCUGCGUCGAUUGCUCUCAGAAAAAUCCACAAUGGGCGUCUGUAUCGUACGGCAUCUUUAUGUGCCUUGAAUGUUCUGGCAAGCACCGUGGUCUCGGCGUUCACAUCAGCUUCGUCCGAUCCGUGACCAUGGACUCCUGGUCCGAGAUCCAGCUCAAGAAGAUGGAAGCCGGGGGCAACGAGCAAUUCAACGCGUUCCUCUCUCAAUAUGGGAUCCCUAAAGAGACGGAUAUCGCCACAAAGUACAACACCAAUGCUGCCAGUGUUUACCGCGAUAGAAUUCAAGCUGUAGCUGAAGGGCGUCCGUGGCGUGGUCCUCCAGUCGUUAAGGACACGUUAGGGAUUGGGAAGAAGAGGCCUCCACUGGCGCAGACCAGCGGUGGCGGUGGCAAAGAUGCUAAUUCGGGGGGUAAUGGAGGUUGGGAUAGUUGGGACAACGAUGAUAGUUUUCGGUAUUCGGAUAUACGGCGGAAUCAGUCUACGGGGGAUUUCAGGAGCGAAGGUGGUAGUGGUGGCGCGAGAGGAAUACCUGCAAGAUCAAGGUCGACCGAGGAUAUUUACACGAGGUCUCAGUUGGAGGCUUCAGCUGCAAACAAAGAAAGCUUUUUCGCAAGGAAAGUUUCAGAGAACGAAUCGCGGCCUGAAGGGGUUCCGCCUUCUCAAGGGGGAAAGUAUGUUGGGUUUGGAUCUACACCUCCGCCAGCUCAACGGAAUAAUCCGCAAGGGGAUGUUAUUACGGAUACCGUGUCUGUUGUUUCUCAGGGACUUGGUAAGCUAUCUCUUGUUGCUGCUGCUGCUGCUCAGUCUGCUGCUAAUGUUGUCCAAGCAGGCACAAAAGAGUUCACUUCCAAGGUAAGAGAUGGAGGUUAUGAUUACAAGGUAAAUGAGACAGUAAAUGUGGUCACUGCAAAAACUACUGAGAUUGGGCAAAAGACCUGGGGAAUUAUGAAAGGAGUCAUGGCAAUGGCUUCACAGAAGGUUGAAGAAUACACAAAAGAAGGCAUUACUUGGAAGGCUGAUAACUGGCAGCAAAACGAUAGCGAGAGAAAUGGCUAUUAUCAGGAGUUCAGACAGGAGAGCAAGGGGUGGAAUUCUUCUGGAGGGUAUUCCUCGUCGGGUAGACAGUUCAACUCUGUCAGUUCUGGCUCUUGGGAUGACUGGGAUAGCAAAGACAAUAGAAAAGACGAGCCCAGAAAGGGUGCAUCAUCUCAGAAUGGUGACAGCUGGACUGGGUGGGAUGAUGCUAAAGAUGAUAGCUAUGAGAGUUUUUACUCAGGUUCGUCCAGUAAGACCCUGGGGGGACAGAAUGGGAAAUCAGAUGCCCAGUGGACGGAGGGUGGCUUCCUGUAAGGUUAGUAGUUUUUCUGUUUUUUUUUUUUCUUUUUUGUUAAUUCUUUUACAUGCUAAAUAGGAAUGAAGGGCUUGUGUUUUUCAAGAUAUUCGACAAAUUUGCAAGAUGUGGGAACCUCUUUGGUUUGAAAAUUCAACUGUCUGAAUUUGUGAACACUAAUAGAUAAUUAUUGUUUCAUGGUUAUGCUCGUCA
This is a messenger RNA of Nelumbo nucifera (sacred lotus), 1956 nucleotides long. Its product is annotated as putative ADP-ribosylation factor GTPase-activating protein AGD6. NCBI's taxonomy places the organism in Eukaryota, Viridiplantae, Streptophyta, Magnoliopsida, Proteales, Nelumbonaceae. The record is from RefSeq and is a predicted model, not a curated record. Gene Ontology annotation, biological process: vesicle-mediated transport. Gene Ontology annotation, molecular function: GTPase activator activity.